Molecule: messenger RNA, 3399 nt
Organism: Diaporthe batatas
Lineage: Eukaryota; Fungi; Ascomycota; Sordariomycetes; Diaporthales; Diaporthaceae
Exons: 1
Coding region: 770-2782 (670 amino acids)
Source: RefSeq, a predicted model, not a curated record
CUCGUACUGCAACCGUGAUGGGCUGGCUCACUAACAACCUACGACAUUGAAAAAGCAAAUCCAUAAACGAAAAUGGAUACUUUCCUUGGCCCAAGUACAGCAACAUAUUCUACACUUGCCUGUUUAGGCGUACCAUGCCCCACAAUUCACGUGCCAUUUGACGAGUUUGACAAGGGUAGCAGCCCGGGCCCGUCCUCAGCUCUCAACGGGAUGCCCACGCCUACCAUACUCCGAGUCUUCCUCAACCGCAAGGCGAGGACCACACCCAGACGGCUGAGGGGUUUCUUCAGUCCUACACAGCCUCCAGGCACUAAAAUCCAUUGAUCUGCUGCCUCGUGAUACCACCCAGUCUCUCAUUUUACACUUGGGCAUUCCAGCCCGGACGGUAGGCCUCAACAGUGACGUCCCACCUCCUACCCCGGACACGGCUCGCACUGUCACUUGUGGGCCCUCGCUGCCUCUUCAGCACUGUUUGUUUGCUUGCCACCAUCUCUGUCGAGAAUCCGCAUCGCUCUGGCCCGUGGGCUGUGGGGUCAAUUGGUUGUGGAAUCCAGCCUCCCUCCUGCAGACAUCCAUUCGUUGUCGAGGCUGCUGGGUCCCUGUCAGAUCCGUUAGCAAGGACACAACAAGUAGCGAGCAGCCCACGGCUACCACCAACAGGAUCGAGAAUUCGUCUCAACUCCUUUCGGUCUCUGCCUGUUCAUGCAUUGUGCCUCUUGUCUUACCCUGUCUCUGUCUAAUCACAUCUCAUCCCUAUCAGCCCACAGCCAUGGCGCAUAUAAAGACGGACGACCCCCAGCCCGGGAGCAGGCCAUUCCAAGCCUCUGCCAUUGCAUCGACCUCAGAGAUUAACAGUGUUGCCCCUACAUCAGACAUCAACUGGAGGUCGGACUGGCGCGAGUCUACCUUGUUCACUUUCAGGACACCGGACGAGAAGAAAAACCCCACCAAAGUCGUCCCUCCUGAAACAAAGGAAACAUCACAGAGUAGUCCCUUGACACGAAUUCAAAAAUUACCUACCAGCUUUAACUUCGACUUCUCACUCCCCAAGGUCGGCAACAACAAGUCUUCCUGUGGCUCAAGCGAGUUCGGGGUCUCAUCCGACACACCAGCUUCCGAGCGAGAGACGGGCAACGCGACAGACCCAGUACCCUCCACGCACGCGACAUUAGCAGAUCUUAUGAAGAAGCAGACCAUGGACCGCCGCCGCCAGCUUCUUCACCGCAUCCAUAACAAGGAUGUUGGCGGCCUGGACGAGAUCAAGACUGCACCGCUCUUCACCGAGACCGCCCGGGCCCGAGCCGAGAGACAGGCCUCCUCAUCUGUUGCUUUUGACCAAGCCUUCUCGCAGUACGGGCUCCUCGCCGGCGACGCCAGCAGCGACAGAUCUGACGAGCUGUUCUACUACAACGUGGCCGCUCCAUCAAGCACCUUCAUCUGUGGCAGUCAAGGCUCCGGAAAGAGCCACACGCUGUCGUGCCUGCUGGAGAACAGCCUGUUCCCAUCGGUCGCUAACGAGCUGCCGCGCCCGUUGACGGGCAUUGUUUUCCACUACGAUACCUUCAUCAGUGACAGCCAGGGCAGCCCGUGCGAAGCAGCCUACCUGUCGAGCAACGCGGCCGUGCGCGUUCGCGUUCUGUGCGCGCCGACAAACCUUGUGACCAUAAGCCGGACGUACGCGGCACUUCCAAACGUGACCGUCGAGCCGCUGAGCAUCAGGGAGCGGGAUCUCACAACCAGGCGUAUGAUGGACCUCAUGGCCGUCAAGAAGGGCGAGGCGAUGCCACUCUACAUGCAUGUCGUGAACCGCGUGCUACGUGACCUACGCCUUCGACAGCAGCAGACUGGUGGGCCCUUUGACUACCGCGCUUUCAAAGCCAUGCUGGCUCGCGAGGACCUGACGGAGAGCCAGAGGGUGCCUCUCUCGCAGCGGCUCGAGACCCUCGAGUCAUUCAUGGCGCCAACGCAGGGGCCAGGCUCGACGCAAAAGAAGAAAAACAAAACAGAAGCCGCCGCGAUUCAACACCCGGGCAACGACUGGACACCGCGGGCCGGCCAGCUCACCGUGGUAGAUCUUAGCUGUCCGUGCAUCACGCCCGAGGGAGCCUGCUCUCUCUUCAACAUUUGUCUCUCCCUCUUCCUGGAGCAGGACUCACGGCGGGUGGGGCGGAUAGUGGCGCUGGACGAGGCUCACAAGUACAUGAAUGAGAGCGGCGAGGCAUCAGCCCUCACGGAGCAGCUCCUGGCGACGAUACGGCUGCAGCGGCACCUCGGGGCGCGCGUGGUGAUCUCAACACAGGAGCCCACCGUGUCGCCGCGGCUGCUGGACCUCUGCAGCGUGACGAUCGUACACAGGUUCACCUCCCCAGAGUGGCUGCGGGCGCUUCGGCGGCACCUGGCCGGGGCGGAGGAGACGGCCGGGAUGCUGGCACGUGCGGCUGGUGCUGGUGCUGGUGCUGGUGCUGGUGAUGCUGGUGGCGUGGGUGACAGCGCUGCUUCUUCUGACUCGGGGGUCGACGACGUGCUGGAGGGGGUUGUCGACGCGGUUGGGACAAUGAGCCUCAAAGAACCCAGCGCGACGGUCGGCCGUAAACAGGCGGCAGCGAACCUGUUUGCACAGAUCGUGGGGCUGCGAGUGGGCGAGGCGCUGGUGUUCUCGCCCAACGCGGUGGUGGGUGUCAGUGAGGAAGGUGUGGCGAGGAAGCUUGGCAGUGGUGUGCUCAAGGUGUGUGUGCGAAACAGGGUCACGGAGGACGGCGGGAGGAGUGUCAUGGCCGGGUAAUGUUUUUAACUGCUUCUCUCUUUUUGGAUGAUGAUGUUGUUGUUCUUCUUCUUGGCUAGCUAUGGGUUGUCAUGUUCUCUUCGAGACGGCUGGAUGGAGUCUCGAAAACUGUAUAUACUUCAGAAAGAAGUUGAGUCCCGGGGUCGUGGCCACUCAUCACAAUAUUGGUUUUGAUUUUGCUAUUGACGUUGCUGUUGAAAAAUGCACACCCCAAAAGAGAGGACCAUGCCUUAGUGUCGUGGGCUUGCGCAGGUCUGACAGGUCGAGGUCACCCGUGAUGUGGCCGUCUCGUGGUUGGCAGGUUCGAGGGCGUUGGAUGCUGUAGAAGCGCGAGGGUGUUGUUGGCGGUGGAGCAGUCGGGCAAGCAUCACGAUCUUGGCUGGUGCUGCUGUGGGCGGGAAAAGUGGAAAUGAGCAGCCCAUGCGGGCAUGCGGGCAGGCGGGCGGGCGGGCAGGGCCCCGCUGGGCGACGGAAUAGCACCGGCAAAUUCGCCAAUUACGGAUGGCAAGUAAAUAACAAAACGUGCCCAGGUGCCCAGGUGCCCAGGUGCCCAUGUCCCUGCAACCUGCAACCUGGCAAAGAAUGAUGGCAAUCUCACAGCUGCGACUGCGAGUAAU